Molecule: messenger RNA, 1029 nt
Organism: Microthlaspi erraticum
Lineage: Eukaryota; Viridiplantae; Streptophyta; Magnoliopsida; Brassicales; Brassicaceae
Source: the annotation of a GenBank genome assembly
AUGUCAGAUUCUGGUGAGCCAAAAACAUCUCAGCAAGAAGAAUCUCAACCUGCUGGGCAAGAAUCUCAGUCUCAACAAGUUUGCACUUUCUUCAAGAAGCCAUCAAAAGCUAAGAACAUUAGGAAAAGAACGGCUGAUGCAGAUGAAGAAGACGGAGAUUCUAAAGGCGAAAGCUCUAUAUUAAACAACCUGAAGAAAGUUGCUAAGCCUGAUAGCAAGUUGUAUUUUUCCUCUGGGCCAUCGAAGAGCUCUGCUACGACGAGUGAAGCUCCAGAGAAACCGGUCGUCUUUCACUACGACUCAUCCAAGGAAAUCCAGGUUCAAAACGACAGCAGAGCAACAGCGACUCUAGAAACCGAGACCGACUUCAAUCAAGAUGCAAGAGCUAUCCGUGAGAGAGUUCUUAAACGAGCAGACGAAGCAUUGAAAGGGAAUAAAAAGAAGCCUUCAGAUGAGAAGCUCUACACUGGGAUUCAUGGAUAUACAGAUCACAAAGCUGGGUUUAGAAGAGAACAAACCAUCUCGAGCGAGAAAGCUGGAGGCUCACACGGGCCAUUGAGAGCUUCUGCACAUAUCAGAGUCUCCGCGAGAUUCGAUUACCAGCCUGAUAUUUGCAAGGAUUACAAAGAGACCGGAUACUGUGGAUAUGGAGACUCGUGUAAGUUCUUGCAUGACCGUGGAGAUUACAAACCUGGAUGGCAGAUAGAGAAAGAGUGGGACGAAGCAGAGAAAGUCAGGAAGAGGAAUAAGGCGAUGGGAGUUGAAGAUGAAGAUGAUGAUGACGCUGACAAGGAUAGCGACGAAGACGACGACGCGUUGCCUUUUGCUUGCUUCAUCUGCAGAGAGCCCUUCGUCGAUCCGGUAGUCACGAAAUGCAAGCACUACUUCUGCGAGCAUUGCGCUUUAAAGCACCACACGAAGAACAAGAAGUGCUUCGUGUGUAACCAACCAACUCUGGGGCUUUUCAAUGCAGCACAUGAGAUCAAGAAGAGAAUGGCUGAAGAACGUAGUAAAGCUCAAGGACUGUGA